This is a messenger RNA of Paramuricea clavata, 2370 nucleotides long. NCBI's taxonomy places the organism in Eukaryota, Metazoa, Cnidaria, Anthozoa, Malacalcyonacea, Plexauridae. The record is from the annotation of a GenBank genome assembly.
UUCGAAGAUUCAACCCGACAUACUUCUACUUCCGAUAUGUCGAAACCUGCACUGAUACACAAACGUGAAUGGUCAAAUAUUGGUAUUAAAUUUCUUGCAUAAUUUAUACCAUUCUUUGUUCCACUUUUCAAAGGAAUUUUAAGCGCAGAAUGGGCAAGGCGACGCUCACAAAUACAAAAAUAAAGAAAUUCUAUAUAUCUGCAAAUAAAGGCAAGCGUUUUACCUACCCGAAAGCAAAUUAUAAGCAAGAAAAUAUCUUCGAAUAUGAUGAAACUUUUUAAAGCCCCAUAGUUACAACAUUCUUGGAAAAUACCAGUCACCCGGUCGAGGACUAGGGCGAGAAGAAGGCCGAAAUUUGUUUCAAAAUGGCGGUCAAUUCCGAGCGGGAAAUUCAAAGCAGUUUUAGUGAAAAUAUACGCGCUGUGGAAGGGGAAGGUUGUGAGGAAGAGACAGCAGGGACGUUUGAUCGUGUAAAAGAUAUAUUGGCGAAGUGUAUGGAGAAAUGCCUUACCCCUACUAGGUAAAAAUUGUUUUUGAAAAUGACAAAGGAGUGAAGAUUAAAUAUAGUUUUGCAUAUUGGUGGGUUUAAUCGCUCGCUAAGUACUUAAUAUCGUGCAGGACAUGAUGGUCAAUCUGCAGUCAACGUAGUAGUCUUGUAAAAGUUCAAAAAUACUGUACCAUACUUUGAGCCCUUGACGUCAUAACUCACAUUUGUUAAUUGUCAUUUACCUGUUUGUAGGUUUGAGAAUAUUUCUUCCUGUCUAGCAGAAGUAAAAGAGAAAAACCCAACAGUCUUUGACAACAUUGUACCGCAACUUAUUGAGCAUUUACAAGUUAACGUCAAGGUGAAAUCAAGUAAAAUUAUAAUCAAAUAUUAGAUUGAAAUUUACAUUGAACUAUUUUUACAUCAUAGAAAUUAUUUUUACUCACUUCGCUUUGUGAAACGAUUUUAGCAAGAGCUCGAGCUGAUGUUCCAACAAGAAAAUCUGAUCUCACUUGGUUGCCAACUGGAUGAAAUCACAAAAACAUCAACACGCACAGAAGCAGCAUGGUAACAAGCUCAAUACAAACCCCUAUCCUAAUUCUUGGCUCGUGGGAUAGUGAAGUAGAUAGUCAUCCAAAUAUUUUAUUUUUCUGUCAAGGAGACCCUCUGGCAUACCCAGUGAAGACAUCAAGGAUCAUAUCACGUCAGUCAAGUUAGAAUUCCGAGAUCAACUUCGAGAAAAACUGAAACAGGUAUUUAUAGAAUACCCUACAAUUGAGAUGCAGUGACUGCUGUUUGAAGCAUCUGACUUCCAUGAGGUUUAUGGUUUCACAUUUUAACCGUUUUAGCUUCAAAAUGAAAAUGAAGUGUUGAAAAACAAGUUGAUGUCAACAACAACAGAAAUAACGGAAACAGAGCAGAGGAUCAUCGAGAAACACAACCAACUACAAACGGUACAUAUACAGUUAAAUUUCUAUUUCUUUCUAAAUUGUUCUUCACUUCUGACUGGAGUUCAAUUCCCACAAUAGACAGUUGUCUCAUUAUACUGUAGUUUCAGCUCAGUCGCAUGUGAGAGGAGCGCUCCAGUUAUAACAAGUAGUCCAGGUUUUCUCUGGGUUUAAUCUACUCUAUUAAUACUGGACCGAUAAGUGGUAGUCUAGGGAGAAACGUUGAUAGAGCUAUCCAGUAUAAAUAGAGUUAGUUCAGUUUAUUACUGUUAAAUUGUUCUUUCAUUUAUUCCAGGUUACAACGGCUUGUGAUUCGAUAACUGCUUGCAACAAUAAUAACGACAGCAAAUACUCAUUGGAAAAUAUUAUUAAAGAACUCGAAAGAUAAAACCCACAAAAUAUAUUAGAACAAUCCAGCUUUCUUCACAAAAAAACAAAUUUUUGACUUUUGGGACAAAGUGUGGAAUGCAAAAUAUACCAUCAGCUUACAAAAUUGGAUGUAACUUUUCAGAUCUGUUACAAAAUGUCAGAGAUUUGAUGCGCCGAGUGCAUUUACUGUUUUAUGAUGUUCACAGUUUGAAACUAUUAUUUAGCUGUCUAUGUAACCUAAUUCCAAAGGAUCUCAGCAUUUUACCAGUAAUCACGAAUUUCCUGUGAACUUGUUACCUCAACGAACUGGCCUUCUGCACGACGCUUCGUAAAAACAGCAUACCACAAUCACAGAUUGCAUAUUCUGAACAAAUACACUGUAUUUAGUACCAUGUAGCUCUACUUUUGAUUCCUAUACUAUGUUUUAGUCAGGAAAGAGAAUAGACUAUUUCCUCCAGUACUAAAAGAAAAAAAUAAUUUCAUUACAACUUAUUGUGUUUCUCUUGGCAACUCUCUGUAAUGUGAAUGGUGUAUUUUCGGUCGUUGUGCCUACAAGGAUAAACAUGCAGG